CCUACAGCGCCAAGUGAACCUGUCCAGCAGAUGGAGAUCAAUAUUGGCAUUAAAUGUAAGGUCUAAUGUUUAGAAUUACAGUACAAAGAGUCAAAGAUAGCUCGAAUUGGAAACUGGCAAUUCAUAUGAAAUGGACUUAUUUUGUUCCUAUUUCUAAUGGGAUCUUGUGUCAGAAUGCAUUGAAUUCAUUUUGGCAACAUCAUUCAAUAAAAGGUUAUACGAUUAAUUGGUUUAACCGACAUCAUUUCAGAUUAUGGCAAAUGAUACAAAUAUGGAAAUUCAGAGUUUUCAUCUCUGAUUAUAUCUUUAGCCUCCUCAGGGGAAAUAUUAAACGGCUGUGAGGGGUCAAGUUUUCAUAUUUCCUCAAAUGAGCUCUGCAGAAAAGGUGUAAAGAGACUUGGAACUCUAACUAGAAAUAGCAGCUCAUUUGGAAGAUGAUGAAAAUGUGUUCAACACGUCAAACGUCCAAGUUGUGGUCCAUACUAUUACACUCUGCUCAUUGAAAAUAAAGUUUAUUCCGUCUUUCUUUCUUCUUCAAAGAAGCACAAUUUUAUAAAGCCUCCUCGCUUUACUUGUUUUUCCUUUGCUCUUUUUUUCUUCCAUAAACCAAACUUUGUUAUCAGGAAAUGGCUACAACCUGUGAGAGGUGCAAAGUGAUUGAGAAGCAAAAGUAUUGGGAAGAGUUCGAUAAACAUCGGUUCUUCAAAGUAAUGAUGAAUGAUUUCAGGCCUAGAUUGCGCAUUCCACACAAGUUUGUGAUAAAUUUAAAGGACAGUUACAAACUGUUGGGCCGAAAAAUUCUUAGGGGUCCCAGUGGCAAUACAUGGACAGUUGAGGUUAAGAAAAGAGAAGAUAAUGAUUAUGUGUUUUGCAAUGGUUGGGAACAGUUUGUCAAAGACCAUUGUUUGGAAGAAGCAGAUCUGUUAGUAUUCAAGAUGAAAAGCUUUUCAUGUUUUGAUGUCACUAUUUUUGACCUUAGUGCGUGCGAGAAAGAGGAGACUUUCUUUGUCAAGAAAAAUAGGAACCCAUGUAAACAUCCAGAUGAAGUAACAGAUGAACAUACAAGUGAUCAAGAAGAGAGUAGUGAAAAUGGACAUUCAACUGAGGAAGAAAGUUAUGGAAAAAAGUAUGUGUUUCAUUCAUCUCAGCUUAGAAAAGGGAAGAAGAUGAAGAAAAUCUUGAUAGCCAAGCAGCAGAUCAAUAGGAAAAGGGAAUGUACACCUUCCUCAACGUGCAAGAGAAACAUUGAACCUGAGGAAAAAAUGCCCAUAUUCUCAAACCGACACAGAGAGGAAGUUUUUCAACAGGCUUCAAGACACAAAUCUUCUGUGCCUUCUUUUCUAAUGACAAUGCAGCCUACCCAUGUCUACUUGGGUCAGCUGAAACUGCCAAAGAAAUGGGCAAACAGAUACAUGAGGAAGAAAUAUGAGACAAUUAACCUGAGAAUCCCUUCAAGUGGAAGGAGGUGGGCAGUUGCAGUUAGUUACAGACAGGAAGGACUUGUGAUGCAGAGUGGUUGGGAAGAUUUUGUUAUGGAUAAUGAUUUGGAGGAGUUUGAUAUCUGCGUCUUUGAACUAGCUCAAGGAGGAAAGCACAACUUAAUACCAGUUGUUUUAGAUGUUUACAUAUAUACAUCGUGUUAAUAUGAGACCAUCUUGUUCCAACAGCACAUCUAUUGACUAGAUUGCUACUUGAUUUGCAUUUGAGAUUUAAGUAUGUUAUGUUCUUCUAUCAUGGACAGUUAAAAGUACCUAGUUGUCUUGUGAUAUUGGUUGGCUUGUUUUGUUAAUGUAUUACUCUGGGAUUUCAAUAAUUUUAUUCAGUA
Molecule: messenger RNA, 1825 nt
Organism: Nicotiana tabacum (common tobacco)
Lineage: Eukaryota; Viridiplantae; Streptophyta; Magnoliopsida; Solanales; Solanaceae
Product: B3 domain-containing protein REM16-like
Molecular function (GO): DNA binding
Source: RefSeq, a predicted model, not a curated record